Cladocopium goreaui is the source of this 1752-nucleotide messenger RNA. Lineage: Eukaryota; Dinophyceae; Suessiales; Symbiodiniaceae. The record is from the annotation of a GenBank genome assembly.
AUGGGAGGUCACCCCGAUUUUGCGGAGUUCGAGGAAAUCUUGAAGGAGUUCUUUCAGAACGGCAGAGGACCACCCGCGGAACCAGAGAGGGACCUGCAAGACGUGUGGGAAGGCAUCUUAGGCUUCACGUUGAUCUCUCUGACCGCCUGUGGCGCCUCACCUGGCUGGCGCGGCGGCCGCCUUUGGCCGGUCUCCUCAGCUGGUGCUGGUGGAGGACAUGGAACCGCAGGUGGCGUUUCCUGCUCUUUGACAUUGGUCUUGGCUAGGGUACUGCACUGGACGUUGUCCAUCGACCAGGUCCGCUGGACACAGUGCUUGUCCUUCGAAAUGCUGCCGUGCUCGCGGCGAUGGUUGGAAGAAAUGAGAGCUUGCGCAGUCAGUGCUUCCAAGAAGGUGGUAGGUGACAAGGUAUCCCAAGGUACUGACCCAUCCCCAGCAGAUACUGUCCUUCUGGUUCAGCACCUGUCCCACUUACCUCGGUUUACCGAGCCGAGCUUCGCGGAAACAGUGGCGGUACCGGGAGGGUUGAGUCUUUUCGGGCGGGCCAUCCGGGGGCUGUUCAAAGGGGCAGACCUGGUGGGGAGCUGUUGGACAGAUGGCUACUCUGCCGAGCUCUGCUGUGACACUCAGACCUUUGGUCCAGGUGGUAACGCGGGCUGCUGGGAUGGAUCUGAGACUUGGCGUUGGUCCCUGUUGGUGAAGGAUGAGGGCUUCACCUACAAAGCGUGUUGCUGCGAUGAGAGCCACGGCUGCUGGGUAGCGCCGCAGCUCUCGCAGGCGGCACCAUGGGGACAUUGGGGAGAGCCUCCCCUUGGCAAUCCAGUUGAAGAGCUUAGUGUGGGCCUCUUUCCGACCUACGAGCCUGGAAAGGAUUGCUGGACAGGCAGUGCCGCCACCUAUGCCAAGUGUUGUGAUUUGACCAUGAAUCCCAUGGGAAACAUCUGGAAUUGCUGGGACAACAAUCGCUUCACCUUCGAACGCUGCUGCUUCCUUGGGGAGGCCGCGCUGGGCGAAGCUCCUCCCAAGCCGCUGCUGCGCCCCGCGCUGCGCGCGCAAGCGACGCGGGCGGCGCCGGAGGAACUGCUCUUCCAACGGCCGGCAGGUCAGGAGUGUUGGGUCCACGGCUUCACCUUUGCAGCCUGUUGCCUGGCUGGGAUCAACAGCUGCUGGGACGAAAUCUUCACCCACGCAGCCUGCUGUGAUGGUCGGCCGCAGCUGCCACAGGCGGGUCCUAUCGUGGAGGCUACGAACCCGAUUGUGAAUUGUUUGGACUUGUCCAGCCACUUGACCCUAGACCUGGAGCAGCGUCCGCGGCAGUGUCCGCAACGCUACUUCUACCUGGCCACCAUGGGCACAGCACUGAUCGGAGCGGAUCGGAAGGGCUUUCCCUGGUGGUACCCGGCAGAUGAUGUGCAGAUGGUGAAACCCUUGCGGCCUCAAAGGAUGCACUUCGUGGGUGGCAUCUGUGUGCCCUCGAGCUGCUCUGUGGAGGCCACAGCCUCUUAUCUCGCUCCCCUGGUGGCUCCCUGGUGGCGUUCUCCGCGUGCCAAAGCGCAGCCCUUGAACGCAAGCCACGUGACGCUGCCGCCUCCCCUAGCGGUGCGGCACAAGGCCUUUGGGGACCCCAAGGCCAAGAUCAACCUGACCUUUACAGCUUGGACCGCGCUGCGCCCAGCGAAUGGGGAAGCACUGGCGGACUUGGAUCGCUGCUGGGUGCAACGGAUGGCAAGUUUCACUCCGUGGAGCGUGUGA